Molecule: messenger RNA, 1242 nt
Organism: Mizuhopecten yessoensis (Yesso scallop)
Lineage: Eukaryota; Metazoa; Mollusca; Bivalvia; Pectinida; Pectinidae
Exons: 3
Coding region: 193-612 (139 amino acids)
Source: RefSeq, a predicted model, not a curated record
UUUGGAAAUCCGGUUCUCGGAUUUGUUGUUACCUACCCACUCCUUGAAUAGUACUACAUUAUUAAGGAACCUAUCAAUGCCCAAGCACUUCAUGACUUUUACGGGCAUUGCAAAAGUCUUCAAACCACAGCACAAGUCGCAUAAACGUCUCAGAUUUAUCAGUUUCUGCCAUUCAACCUCCUUCCUGUAACCAUGGCUAAUAUCGCCAGAACCAUUCUGUGUUGGAUACUCCCACUGAUGUUUAUUAUGGCAGGAGCCAUGAAGCUUUAUCCAUUUUUUCCUGGAGUAUACAAGGAAAUGGUAAGCAAGUUCAAAAUCUACAACAAAGCCUUUCCCACCGCUUGGGUGGGAUACUCACCAGACCCAGACUUGUACCGAAUAUUUGUCGGAUCCAUGGAAUUAUCAAGUGGCCUGGGAGUUCUACUGGGCCCCACAGGUCUAAGAAAGAUGGGAUGCUGCAUCCUGACUGUGAUCAUGAUAGGGGCAAUCUUUACACAUUUCUUCUUCCUGGAGUUUAUCCCCAGCCUCGUUCCCAUCGUGUACAUGACCUGGACAUUAUAUGUACUUUGGGCCGACAUGCAGAAUGAGGCCAAAUCAAUCAAGACAGACUAGGGACAUUUUGUCUCAAGUUCAUGACAUUGCACCUCGCCUUUCAAAGUGCUAAUGUAUUAUAUUGAUGCCAAAAGAAAAAAUAUGUGUGUUUCCUUUAACAAGUUUGAAAUACCGGUAUAAGGGUAUACAUAGAAACUUAGGUAAAAAAGUUAAUUUUAGAAAUGUAUACGGUUGAUGUAGGAGAGUGACCGUGUCAUUAACAGUGCUUAUUUGAAUGGUUUAAAUAAGUUUAGGGCAAGCACAAAAAAUUGGGUAGGUAAAACAAAUGUUUUUUGUUUGGCCUUAUUCAAGACAAAUGUAUGUCUGCAGUAUUUUUGAUAAUUGAUAAAGUAACUUUGCCUUUUUUAGAUUUAAUUCUGUUUCAUUGCUUGAGUACUUUGUUAAAGCUGUAAUAUUUGUCCAUACCGGUACAUGUAUAUUGAUAUUUCAAAUGUGUAUACUUCUAACCAUGAUCAGAUUCACUACAUUUUAUUAUGGGAGGUGGGUAAAAAUAAAAACAUACAACAUUUGAUAUAGUGCCCUAUCUAGCUUGAAUGGAAGCCACUCGAAAGCUCUUUACAGUACAUAUAUAUACAAUUUACACGAUCAAUACAAUUAGCAUACACAUUAAUCAAUACAAUUUUUGAGGAA